This is a messenger RNA of Necator americanus (New World hookworm), 402 nucleotides long. RefSeq lists its product as uncharacterized. The transcript has 3 exons. NCBI's taxonomy places the organism in Eukaryota, Metazoa, Nematoda, Chromadorea, Rhabditida, Ancylostomatidae. The record is from RefSeq and is a predicted model, not a curated record. The coding region runs from base 1 to 402 and encodes 133 amino acids.
AUGUGGAUCGGCACAUAUCGGUCGGAAGCAUGUUCGGAUGCCAUUGCUAUGAGGACGGAGCAGUCUCGCGACUGCGCUCAUAAGAGCCCACGCCUGGAGCGCACGGAGAGCACCCUAGCCACUGGACCUGUAGACCGAGGAUCGAUCAGGGAUGCAUGGGACGACGACACCAAGGACCGCUUCGCUAGCCUGAGCCUCUCGAGGAUGCUCCCAAUGGAGGUGAAGCCCAGAUCAUCUGUUAGAGGCUCUGAAGAAGGCGAUAUUGCCGAAACGUUAGCGCCACAAAUAAAGGAUUAUAACAACCUCGUAUACGACUCUACUAAAGAAAACAAUUUACAGAGACUUUCCGGAAAACAAAGAUCCCGUUACAUCUGCAAGGUGUACAAAUUUGGUAGCGCUUAA